AUGAUUAACAGAAUUAUUCAAAUACCAAAAUCUAUAUCAAUUGAUUUAUUACCAGAAGAAAUUCAAUUAAAUGUUCCAUUUACUAUCAAUAAUAAUCAAUAUGAAUUAAUUAAGUCUAAUUCUAAUGAUCUUAAAGUCUGUGUUGAUUCUAACGAUAUUUCUAUAGAAAAUGAACACAAUCAAGAAAUAAAAAAUGUUGACGAGUAUUUUAUAAUUAAGAGAUUGAUUUAA
Messenger RNA from Hepatospora eriocheir, 231 nucleotides. NCBI's taxonomy places the organism in Eukaryota, Fungi, Microsporidia, Hepatosporidae. The record is from the annotation of a GenBank genome assembly.